Molecule: messenger RNA, 2616 nt
Organism: Drosophila takahashii
Lineage: Eukaryota; Metazoa; Arthropoda; Insecta; Diptera; Drosophilidae
Product: phosphatidylinositol 3-kinase 1
Source: RefSeq, a predicted model, not a curated record
CGAGCAGCAGGAACAAAAACAAAAUAUAUUCCCAAAGGACGAAGGACAGAAUGCAUAGUAAUUCUAAGUAGGAAAAGCAAAGGACUUGCAGCAGAUAAUAUUAAGCAAAAGGAUACGGAGUUAUCAACCUGAAAAUAUUGGGUAUUUAUCAUUAUAAAGAGGUAAUGAAAGCGAAAAAGUGACAGAGAGAGAGAGAGAGAGGAAGAGAAGUGAAGGGAGUUGUAUUUCCAGGAACGAAGAGGACUCCUCUUAAUUUGAUUAGGAACCCAAUUAAGGAUCAAAAAAUAUAGAGGAUUUAAAAGAAGGAGCUGCAAAAGAGCGAAGAGCAUCCGAAUUGCAGGUGAAUAUCAGUUGAGAAGAGAAGGGGAGCUCCGGAAGAAUCCAGAAGAAUCCGCGAGCAUCCGUAGAAGAACGAGGACAAAAUGUACAAGACCAUCAGGCACGGCGAGAAUAGUCUGCAGUACACGAUUCUGCCGCAGAACGAUGACUUUGGCAAACUUUCGGGCUCCGGGCGUUCAGCUGCGGCCUCUUCCUCCGCCGGCUCUUCCGCGAAUUCUUCAGGAUCCGUGAAGAUCAAGGGCCAGCGCCGCCGUCGCUCCUUCUUCGCCUAUCUGGGCCUCAUUUUCGUGUGCACCGUGAUCAUUGGUGCGGUGCUCAUACCCUUUCUCGUCUCCGCCGAGUGUCUGCCAAAUCCCACGGAAUGGUUCUUGAAAACCAAGGCGGCCCUCAUCCACAGUCCACAGCGAUCGGGUGAAGCUGCUACCAAUCGCAAUCCCAUCUCACCCACUGGCUCCCCGCUGUUGCAGCAGAAUGUGGGCAGAAAUGUGCAGAUUGUGAACCGGAAUGGCAUCGAACAGUUUGUGAUUCGUGUGAAUAAAACCAAUCCAAUCACCAGUAGCACCACCAGUACCAUGGAAACCAGCAGCACCAGCACCACCACAACUACGACGACAACCACACAGGCUCCCAGCACCACGACCACCACAACAAGAGCCACCACCACCACCACAACCACCAGGGAACCACCAGUGGUGACCACUCCGCGGUACUCGCCACCUGGCACCACAAUCACCACCCGAAUCAUACAGGUUCCCCUGCUCAAGUCCGCCGCCAAGAAGCCCAUUAUGCCACCCGUUCUGGCCAAGGCCCAGGGGCCACAGAUCCUCAGCGGAGCAGGGCAGAAUUCCAGGAUGCAGGUGCCAUCAGAGGCGGAGGAGCAGUCGCCGGAACAAUCGGGAUUGGGGAGCCAGAACGACGAGAAGAGCAACAACAACGCCUGGAUAAAGACGCACUGGGCCUACAUCGAUCCCUCCACCUACUUCCAAUGGACCGGCUACAAGGACGAGGAUAGCGUGCUGCUGCCCGCUCUUUUGGGCUUCGCCCUCAUCGGAGUGAUUUUGAUCAUAACGGUUUGCCUGGUGGCACGCAACAAGCGCACAAUCGUGUCCUCCGUCCGCAAGCGGAAUCGCAAUGACAUUGAGGAGCAGGGCGCCGAGGACAACGCCACUCUGCUGACCACCACCAAUAUGUCGGACGACGAUUAAUUAAAUUAAAUUAAUUAAUUAAUCCCCGAUCAACCUUCGAGUCAAGCUUUUCGUUUAUUGGCCUGCUUAAGCGAUGGGAUGUCGCCCACUUCCGUUUUUGAGACACACACGUAUUUAUAUAGAUCUAAGCUAAAAUGCUCUAUGGUACGUAUUAUCGGAUCUCAGCCAAGCUCAUAAGCUAUAAAAAAAACCCCGAAACCCGAAAAACUUUCUCUGUUAUGUUUCUUCUUCCCUUUCUAUUGAAAAAAGCAAGCGGAAAAUGAAACAAAAAAAAAGAAAAGACUGUUUCUGAAACAACAACACGAACACAAGCGAGCUAAACUUUAUAGUUUUCAAAAAAAAAACACAUAUUUCCUGCUUUAAAAACUCGUUUUUCGAAACUCUCUUUCCGUAGCCCUUUCCAAAAUUUUGAGUGUGUGUGUGUGCGUCUGUGUGUGUUUGAGAGUGUGCGUGUGAGAGCUUGAUUCCUCGAUCCAUUAAAAUACGUCUAAAUAUUUAAAAUAAAAUAUUCAUGAGCUCGAUAAUUUGAGCUGGGAAACAGAAUUAUAAUUGGAACCAGAAAAAUUCCAUUAAUCACAAAAAGAAAUUAGUGUACUAACACACACACACGGGUACAGUGCGUUUCAAGGCGGGAAGGCAAAUACAAGAAAAUAUGAAAACUUAAUUAACAUCUAGAAAAUACUUUUAAACUAAAGCGAGCUUUUUUCGAACAUCAUUUUUUUAGCCCAAAGAGCAGUUUGCAUUGCAGUUCGUAAUCCACCUUUUAGCCAACCUGCUGCUCCCGAAACGCACUGUACCAGGGAAUUUAUUUCAAAACAAAAUCGUAAGAUAUAUACAUUAAAUAUAUAUUAAAAAGCAAACCUAAAUUUCGUGUGAACCACCCGAGGAAAUCACACUCAAAUCAAAUGAAAACGUCCAGAAUGAGAAUAUUUUUUUGCGCAAACAGUGCUUCUACUUAUCGAGCGUGGACUGUAUUUGAUUGCCAUCACAAGACAAAAAUGUUGAGGGAUGCAUUUACACGCCUGUCCAAGGAUUUGGACUUCCUGCACAGCUAGCAGCCAUUAAAAAACAC